UUUCAAGUGAACUGAGUUGAUUAGAUAUUUAUAUUUACAAUUUUACCGCGCGGUUUGUAAUGGGUUUUUAAGUGAUGUGUGAUAACGUUGAGAAUUUUUAAUCAAAAAUUCCCAAAGAAGAUACUCUUAGCAUCAGUGAACUAUAGAAUCUAGCUGAGAAAAGAACUAAUUUCCCAUUAUUUUAGAAACAGAAAUGCACCCACUUUAAGAGUUGAUUUUCAAAAUAUUGCAGAUGCACCUCUUCUUGUUGGGUCAUUUUAUCGGGUAGCUGGAGAAGUUAUAAGUGGACAACCUAUUACAGUGAAAGCUGCAAUUGUUAAAAAUGUGGAUGGAAUUGACUUGCAAAUGUUUAAAGAAGCUGUAAUUUUAAGGCGAAAGCAUUUAUAAAAAAUUUACAGCAUUAAGGUAGCUUUGAAUUUAUACCAAAUAAGAUGUCAAAAAUGAAACAAGCUACUCUUACUUCUCUUAAGGGUGUAGUAGUUGUUGAAGAUUUUACUAGAUAUAAGAAUGCUCUUGACAAUCAAGACGAAACUGAGGAGAAUGUUAUACAAAUUUUAAAUUCCUUAAAAGAAAAGAAGCCUGGAAAAGAAGUUAUAUCUUCAACUGGCAUUGAUAAAACAUUACAAGCACUUGAAAAUCAUCCCAAUAAGAAAAUUGCUGCAGAAGUGGCAGAACUAAUUCAGAUGUGGAAUUUAAUAGGUUCUGGUAAAAGGCAACCUACAGUUGAAGUGAGAUAUGAUAAUCUAACUCGACAUAUUCGUAGAACUUCAGUGCGCUUAUUUACAGAAGCACUGGGUGGUCAUGAAACUGAUGAACAAUGUGCAGAUAUUUUGGAAAGAGAGAUUUUUCAUAAAUGUAACAAAUUCAUUACUAAGUCAUAUAAAAGAACUGUUCGAAAAAUAGUCUUUACUCUUCGGCAUCAGGAAAAGAAAAGAAAAGCCUUGAGAAAGUCUGAAUUUACUCAUUUACAAUUUGUGGCAGAGCACUUUUGUCCUUAAGUUGUGUCAUCUAAAGAAAACAUAGCUGUACAUUUAAUAAAUGA
Messenger RNA from Argiope bruennichi, 1042 nucleotides. RefSeq names its product transcription elongation factor A N-terminal and central domain-containing protein 2-like. The coding region runs from base 432 to 998 and encodes 188 amino acids. NCBI's taxonomy places the organism in Eukaryota, Metazoa, Arthropoda, Arachnida, Araneae, Araneidae. The record is from RefSeq and is a predicted model, not a curated record. The transcript is spliced from 7 exons.